AUGGCAGAAUCACUUGUUGAACCUUGUACAACCUCUUAUCCCCUUAAAGUUUCAAUCUUUAUCCUAUUCUUCUUGAUUUUCCCUUUCUUGAACCCAUUUUCAUCUGCAUUUCCUCUUUCUCAUGAUACUAAUGCAACUGGGGUGUUCAAUCUUGAAACAGAAGAGGACAUGGGUUUGCUUUUGUUCUUCAAGUUACAGUUUCAAGAAACCCCUUUAUCAAGCUGGGAUGUUAGUGUUCCUCUGUCAAACUGGACUGGUGUUACCCGGUCUAACCAGACAGGGCGGGUCACUGGACUUAACCUCACAAGGUUUAACUUGUCAGGACAGGUUCAUCCUUGUUUGUGUAAUCUUACUUUUCUUGAAACCCUUGUGUUGUCUCAUAAUAGCUUUAACAAUUCAAUACCUUCUUGUUUAUGGAAGUUGUGGAGUCUUAAGACCUUAGAUCUUAGCUAUAAUAUUUUUACUCUUCUUGUUCCUAGUACAUUUGCAGCAACUAUGAGUAAGUUAAUUGAGCUUGACCUUAGUCAUAACAUGUUGAGUGGUGAAAUCCCAAUGUGGAUAGGGAAUGUCUCAAUGUCACUUGAAAAACUCAACUUGGGGUUUAAUAGUUUUCAUGGGGAUAUACCUAAGAGCUUGUUGAAUUUGAUGUCUUUGAAGUAUCUUGAUUUGUCUCAUAAUAGUUUGAUGGGAAAUGUGGGUGAUUUUAACCAAGAAUUGGUCACACUUAAUCUUGAGUCUAAUUUGUUAUCGGGUACUUUGCCUUGUUUAUAUUCGUCAAGAGAAUCACUUACACUUCUUAAUUUAGCAAACAAUUCGAUUCUUGGAGGUAUACCAACGUGUCUCUCGAGUCUUGGGGGUUUGACACAGCUCAACUUGUCACACAAUGAAUUACGAUAUGGUAUCUCGCCUAGACUGGUUUUUUCAGAGAGGUUAUGUUUGUUGGACUUGAGUUAUAAUGAGCUAUCAGGGAAGAUUCCAAGUAGGAUUGUCGAGGCAUCGGACAAGUCUGGACUACUACUUCUUGACCUGUCUCACAAUCAGUUCUCUGGUAAUAUUCCUGUAACGAUAACAGAAUUGAAGAGCUUGCAAGCGUUGUUUCUGUCUUAUAAUCUUCUUGUGGGCGAAAUACCAGAAAGGAUUGGUAAUUUGACCUAUCUACAGGUGAUUGAUCUCUCACAUAACUUCCUCACUGGCUCGAUUCCUUUGAACAUUGUAGGAUGUUUCCAACUACUGGCGCUGAUACUAAACAGUAAUAAUCUUUCUGGGGAAAUUCAGCCAGUGCUUGACGCGUUGGAUAGUCUAAAGAUAUUUGAUAUAGGAAACAACAAGAUUUCUGGUGAGAUCCCACUGACAUUGGCAGGCUGCAAGUCGUUGGAAGUUGUUGACUUAAGCUCUAACAAUCUCUCAGGAUCUCUAAAUGAUGCAAUAACCAAAUGGUCAAACCUCAAAUUCCUCUCCCUUGCUAGGAACAAGUUCAGUGGAUCUCUGCCAAGUUGGUUGUUUACAUUUCAGGCUAUUCAUACUCUAGAUUUUUCUGGAAACAAAUUCUCAGGAUAUAUACCAGAUGGUAACUUUAACACUAGUCCAAAUUUCUACAACGGCGACAUUAGGAAAACCAUUUCUGCAGUACCAUCAAUUUCAGCUCGAAGCCUGGAUAUCAAACUUUCACUCGUUGCUGAUGAAACUAGUUUGAGCUUCAAGUAUAACCUCACAACCACAAUUGGAAUUGAUCUGUCUGACAAUUUGCUUCAUGGUGAAAUUCCAGAAGGUCUGUUCGGAUUACAUGGUCUGGAGUACCUUAACUUGUCAUACAAUUUUCUUAAUGGUCCAGUUCCAGGGAGUUUAGGGAAGUUGCAGAAGCUAAAGGCACUUGAUUUGUCACACAAUUCUUUAUCUGGCCACAUCCCUGAAAACAUUACUUCCCUCAGAAAUUUGACAGUUUUAAAUCUUUCAUAUAAUUGUUUCUCUGGUGUUAUUUCGACAAAACGAGGUUAUUGGAAAUUUCCUGGAGCAUUUGCUGGCAAUCCAGACUUGUGUAUGGAAUCAUCUGGUAAUGUCUGUCAAAGAACUUUGCCUGUAAAGCCAGGGAAGAAAUUUGAAGAGGAAAUGGAAGAGGGACCAUUAUCAGUUUGGAUUUUCUGUAUAAGUGCUUUAGUUAGCUUCUAUGUUGGCGUUGUCGUUUUAUUUUGUUCAUCUCGAACAAGAAGCUGUAUUCUGCAAACAAAAAAUUUAGCAGGUUGA
Molecule: messenger RNA, 2241 nt
Organism: Solanum lycopersicum (tomato)
Lineage: Eukaryota; Viridiplantae; Streptophyta; Magnoliopsida; Solanales; Solanaceae
Gene: CLV2
Product: leucine rich repeat receptor like protein CLAVATA2
Molecular function (GO): protein binding
Source: RefSeq, marked validated